Messenger RNA from Fusarium proliferatum ET1, 1614 nucleotides. RefSeq lists its product as uncharacterized. Gene Ontology annotation, biological process: L-valine biosynthetic process. The record is from RefSeq and is a predicted model, not a curated record. The transcript has 2 exons. Gene Ontology annotation, molecular function: thiamine pyrophosphate binding; acetolactate synthase activity; magnesium ion binding. NCBI's taxonomy places the organism in Eukaryota, Fungi, Ascomycota, Sordariomycetes, Hypocreales, Nectriaceae. Gene Ontology annotation, cellular component: acetolactate synthase complex. Bases 1 to 1614 code for a protein of 537 amino acids.
AUGCAGACCUACGCGAAUGCAAUAGUUGAGUGCCUGCCCGCCUUUGGUUGUGAUAAAGCCUCCGGCGUCUCUGGAACCAACAUCCACCACAUCUGGAAAGCCCUACAUCGCCCAGAGAUCAAAGUUUACCACUUUCACCAUGAAUCAGGGGCUGCAUUUGCCGCGGCAGAGUAUUCUAUACAGACUGGCAAAUUCGCUGUUGUUUUCGUAACGAGCGGGCCAGGAAUCACGAAUGCUAUCACUGGAUUACGUUGUGCUCGUGCAGACGGAGCACGUAUCGUCUUCAUUGCUGGCUUGACGAGCGAGGAGGCUGAUCGAACAGGUCGUCGACUUGUUCAGGAGACCUUUCCAAUGGAUGUGGAGGGGCUAACUGGACCAACUGCCGAUAGUGCACUCAGCUGCUGUGUGAUCGUCAGGGACGAAUUGGAUGUAUGGCGACUACGACAAACCUUGAUGCUGAUUAGACGUGAUCCACUUGGGGGCGUCUUGGGUGUUUUCUUGACUGACGCCAGAAGCAAAUCACUCAUACCGCAACAACAUCCGAAAUUCGAACUUCUCCCAUUUCCCUCUUUGUCCAAGGAGGCCCUUGAUGCUUGCAAGGGGGUUGUUGAAAUGCUUAAAACCAAGGGCUCUGUACUUUGGAUCGGUUACGGCUGUCGUGGUGCCUCGGCUCUUGUCAUGAAGCUUGCAGAACGAUACGAUCUCCCCGUUCUUGCUACGCCCCGCGCCAAGGGGAUUUUCCCAGAGACUCAUGCCUUGUAUCAAGGGGUCCUUCUUCUUGGAUCCAAGGCGGCUGAGCUGAGUUCCAUGUUUAUCCAGUGCGAAUGGGUCGAUACGGUUUUCUACUGUGUUAGCUUGGAGACUUCCGAGGUCAAACGAAACAUGCCCAAGGGUUCGGUUGCUAUUGAAGCUGAGGUUGGUCUCUUUCUUAGAGCCUUGUUGGAGAUAAAGGUUACUGGGCACAGAAUUGUAAAGCCGGCCAUACCAAAGGCCACGAUCCCACCAAUGCGAGCUACAUCAAAAGGACGGAUCCAUCCAUCAAAAAUCAUGUAUGUUGUUCAGGUCGCGAUCAAUCGAGGUGCAUGUUCGAUCAUCGCCGAAGCCGGAAAAAGUCUCUGCUGGACAGCCCAUUACCUGAAAUUCCCCAAACCUGGGCUCUAUCGAUCAAACCUAGAUUCCGCUCCCUUGGGUCACGCUGUCUGCGGUGUUGUCGGCAUGGGCCUUGCGGACAAUCACGCGGUGGCCAUUGUUAGUGACGCAGCAAUGUUGAAGCAGUCAGAGGUGAGCACCGCCGUUCUAUAUGGAUCGAAAGCCAUCUGGCUAGUCAUGAAUGGCAGCCAAUAUGAUACUUUUGAUCAAACGUCUCAAGCUUCGGGAGAUGUCCCACCUCCAUAUUGCAUUCCUUAUACAGACUUUGAGUUAUUGGCACGGGCAGUUGGGUGUGAGGGAUCUACGGUUACAGGGGAGAAGGAGCUGCGAGAAGCACUCAAAGAAGCAUUGAUGAGAGAUGGACCUACUGUUAUCAAUGUUCUCGUGGAUUCUUCGCCCGUGGCACCCCUCAAAUCUAAGAAGCAUGGCUCACCAGUGAUGCCCCUGGGUAGCACAGAUAGCUGA